Thermothielavioides terrestris NRRL 8126 is the source of this 3758-nucleotide messenger RNA. RefSeq lists its product as uncharacterized. Lineage: Eukaryota; Fungi; Ascomycota; Sordariomycetes; Sordariales; Chaetomiaceae. Bases 228 to 3548 code for a protein of 1106 amino acids. The transcript has 6 exons. The record is from RefSeq and is a predicted model, not a curated record. Gene Ontology annotation, biological process: regulation of transcription by RNA polymerase II. Gene Ontology annotation, cellular component: mediator complex. Gene Ontology annotation, molecular function: transcription coregulator activity.
UGCAAAUCCAUCCAGAUCCGUCCCAUUAAGGAAGUUAAUCGGGAUCAGCCCCGACAACCUGGAACCUUUCAGAGCUCCCGCGAAGCUGAAGCCGCGUGCCGCAUCGCAACGAACCUCGCGCGAAGCACCAAACACCACGAUCAUGUAAUCGCGCACCCUCUCACCACCCGCCCUAUUUUUUGCUCCCUCUCUACGCAAGUGCUACCACGUGAGUCAAUGCCGCAAUCAUGGACGCCGGCCCAGCGACAGCAGGCCUGCCUGCUGCCGUAGCGGUGUGGUCCGAGUUCAUCCGCCGCGCCCUCAACCGCCGGCUCGACCAGGAGAAAUUCGCCGCCUUCGUCCCGAUCCUCUUCUCGCAGCACCCAAUCCCGCCCGUCAUCCUCGCCGACUUCAUCCUCCGCCCUUCCGACGUCACCAGGUACAGCCUCGAUCCCCGCGCGUUCCUCUACCUGCAGGUGCUGCUCAAGCAGCGCCGCCUCGACAUCGCGUCUGUGCUGCGGGCGCUCUACAAAUACUCUUCCAUACACGAGCUGGUGCGGCCGCAGGAUGGCGCGUCGGCGGCGCCUGGGGAUGGGGCAGCAGAGGAGAAGAAGACGCCUGGGAAAUUGGUGAGGUGGCAGAACUCGUACGAGAUCGAUGAGAUUCUGCUUUGGCGCUUCGCGAAGGCCGUGAACGCAGGCACGGCCAUCACGACGGCCGAGACUGCCAUCCACGUGGCCAAGGUGCUGGCCAAAUGGAUGCCCUUGUUCACCGAGGCCGCCGCCAUUUUUUCGAGGGAGGCGUUCAGCUCGCUCCACGGCAUGCCGCCAAGGGACGAGACGGCGCGCGCCAGGAAUGCGUUUGCGCUUCUGGUCUUUGCCUUCAGUGAGAACCCGGUGGUGAUAAAAACGCUGAGCCGGCCCGCCUUUAAAGGCCUCUGCAAGACGCUCUCAGACAGCUUGGUGGCCUUCAUGCCGUGCAUAAUGCAAGUUAUGCCCGAGGUAGCCGGGGCGCUGGAACUGUUCCGGACCCAAACGCUCUGCAAGUUCCUGCCUUCGGAGAAGAAGGAGUCUGAGCUGAAUAACUACAUGGACAAUCUUAUCGGCUUGGAUAGCCUCCAGAUUCCUGAGGUGCCCGUCGUCAACACACGAGCCGGUCUCUACAUCUACCUCAGUGCUGCCCUUGUGGGGCGGCCGAUGCUUGAAGACAGCGCCCUGUUUACGUAUUUGCACAACAGAUACCAGGGUGAUGUGCAAUCAACCGCAGUGCAGCUCAUUCUAGCAUCCUUCGACCUCCUCGCAAACGCCGUCUUCCGCAACGAAGGACCCAGGACCGGCCACUUACUUAAGUCCUACGUGGUCAACAAAGUCCCCCUGAUUCUCGUCUCUCUCGCCGCUUCGUCGGCCGUAUACCCCUUCAACCCGGAGAUGUGCAUCACGGAAGCGUUGGGCCAGGUGGAUACCAACGUCUUCCCCACCCUGUCCGGCAUGUUCGAGAUGUCCAACACGGGUUCCUCCUUCCACGACUCGGUCCGCCAGGAUUUCUGCUUCUCCUGCCAGCUGCACGGAUUGCUCUCGCAGGCGGCGAUAGAAAACCUCCUUGGCGACAUCACCUACCAAUCCUUGCCGGACGAGGGCCGCUACGUGAAGGAGAUUCUGGUUCAAUCAUGCCUCCAAGAAGUAGACAGGACGCAGAAGCUGAUCGUCGAAUUGGAUAACAUGAACGGGAACGUGGGCGCCGCUGCUCAGGCCAUAAUUGAGGUUAUUGGCAAUCUCUGCCGAACGAAGGAGACGAUGACCCUGAAGCAACUGUGUAGCCAGCUCGCCGCCAAGCCCUUGUCACUGGACGUGCUGCUCCUUUUCGACAAGCCCCAGAAGAUCCUCCACCCGCUGUGUGAGCUGCUCGACAAUUGGGCAGGAUACGAAGAAGAUCAAGGCGAGUACCACCCAGUGUACGAAGAGUUCGGGUCCAUACUGCUUCUACUGCUGGCCUUUGUCUACCGCUAUAACCUCUCGCCCGCCGAUCUGGGCAUUCGGUCGCCGGACUCGUUCGUGGGGAAGCUGUUGAACGCGGGCAAUCUCUGCCGCCCGCUGGAGGAGCUCAACGAGCGAGAAAAGGCCCACUUGAACGGUUGGAUCCAUGGGCUGUUCGAUACCGAAGCCGGCGGCCUCGGCGACGACCUGAUGGCCUCAUGUUCGCCUCAGGAUUUCUACCUCCUGAUGCCCACGCUCUUCCAUCAGGUGGUCAUCGCGCUGAGCGCGGGGCGGUUGACGGACGACAUGCUAAAAUGCGGGCUUGAAUAUCUUGUCGGCGUUCUUCUGCUCCCGUCACUAGUGCCGGCAAUCCUGUACCUCUCGAAUCAGCUUUGGGUGGGCGGGCCCCAGAUACAGACUGCUAUCAUCAAGACUCUUCAACCCAUCCUUCGCCCCAGCUCCAUAUCGCACGAGGCGUCAACCAUGCUAUCUUCGGUCCUCAACAUCGUGGCCAAGCCACUUGAACACGCGCUUCGCUCCUACCAGCGCCAAGACCCCAAGUGCCAAGAGAUCGAGCCCCUGCUAGAGGCUAUCAGAGACAAUCUUGCAGUCUCCCGCCGCACAGGCGGCGCCGAUCACACCGAGCUCGAAUCGUGGAGUAGCAUGCAUGCCACCAACGCCACGAACGGGAGCGGAAUCACCCACGGCGGCCUGACCGCCGCCGUCCGACACACAGUCCAAAGCCUGGUCCAAUGGGCCCAGCAGCCGCCUCUCAACGGCAUGCCGGCGGCCUACACGCACCGUCAGACCCUCGCAGCGCUGAAAAUGCUCGGGGCCAAGCGGCUCCUCUCCAUCCUGCUCGAAGAACUCAAAUCCUUCGCCGACAGCCCGCAGGCGGGCAUUGCAUACGACGUCAUCACGGCUAUCAUCUGCGCGCCGGAUGUCACCAACGACCCCUCGCUCGCGAACGCCGCCACAGGUCCCCCCUCCGCCGCCGACGCCGCCGCCUCCUCCACCAACAACAACAACACCACCCCCGCCUCGACCCCCGCCCCGCAACAGCGCCGCAUCUCCCUCCGCGAGGCGCUCAAAGCCGAGGCGGACGACUGGAAGAAGACCAUGCGGAGCGACCCGGCCCUGGCCGAGACGGUCGUGCGGCUGCACCGGCGCGUCGAGGCGCAGAUGGCGCCGCCGCCACCGCCGCCGGAAACGACGGCCGCGGCCGCCAUGCUGCAGCCCGAGCUGGGCGGGCUGGGCGUCGACGUCGGGGCCGACGCGGCGGCGCUUGGGGACGCGAUUGCGGCCGCCGCCGCGGCAGCCGGCGAGCACCACGAUGCGGCGGCCGCGGCUAUGGCGCUGGACGCCGCCGGGCUGGAUGCUGCCGCUGGCGGUACGGUGCCUGAUCUGGGCGCGCUGGGAGGCGGCGCGCCGGCGGAUCUGGCGGCGCAGGUUGGGGCGGGCGGCGGUAAUGGUGGCGGCAAUGGUGGUGGUGGCGGCGGCGGGCUGGAUUUGAGCGGGGAUGAUAUCUUUGGCGGGUUGACGGGGGCUAGCGACUUUGGGGCGGAGUUUUCGGGGUGGGAUAUGGAUUUGGGGUGAGGUUAGGGAUGAUGUGAGGGGGGUAUGGGCGGGGCAUCUGAGAUACUGGAGGACGCGAGCUGCAAGAGACGAGUGGCGUUUAGGGAGAUAAAGCACUGUUGGAGUCUUGAUAUCGAUGUUUGAGUGCGGCAUGCCUACAUAUCGUGAGGCGUUUGUUUGAGUUGCCGCAACUGGUCGUGGGGGCUACUAUACUGUGUACAGAAUACAGUU